This is a messenger RNA of Mycena citricolor, 2340 nucleotides long. The record is from the annotation of a GenBank genome assembly. NCBI's taxonomy places the organism in Eukaryota, Fungi, Basidiomycota, Agaricomycetes, Agaricales, Mycenaceae.
CAGAACGUCAAGGGGUUGGCGUGUUCCAAAGCUCGGCUCGAGCCGCUUGACAUCUCUUCUCAUCAUAUCCGGAUCCAAACAAAUCUAAAAAUCCAAUGCCUGCUACUCGCAAAGCCUCUUCGUCGACUGGCAAGUCAAGACACGAUCCGCUGCUCGUACAGCUCGGCGACGACGAGAUCGAAGCUCGUUAUGGGCGAGUCAGUCAACCGGGAAAACGCAAAAAGAAAAAUGCUCGGGAUGAGGAUGAUUCCGAGGUUAUCUUGGACCCUAAAACCUCGAAACGUAUCUUCGAGCUAGCCAAGGAUCAGCAGGAUGAGCUCGAACUACUCGAUGAGCAGCUGGAGGAUGAAGAACCACGAGUAUCUGCUUUUGCGAAGCCCCGAAUGGCCAAGGACUCGGAUGAAGAGUCGGACCUCGAUGAAAACAUGGACGAGGAGGAUGUGGAGGAGAUCUUCGACAUUGACGAGGAGGACCUGCAAACCCUCGAUGCUUUACAUCCCCAUAACGCUGGUGAACGCAGGACCUUGGCCGACAUCAUCUUUGCCAAACUUGAGAGCGGCGAAACCGAUAACGCUGCUGUGAUUAAAAAGGUUUCCCAAGAUCGAGACCGACCAGAUCCCACUCUAGGACUUGACCCCAAAGUCGUCGAGUCGUACGAAAAACUCGGGAUGUUCUUGCACAAAUACAAGUCCGGCCCACUUCCGAAAAUCUUCAAGGUCAUCCCUUCGCUCCCUGCCUGGGCACGGUUGCUUGCGAUCACUGAGCCUGAAAACUGGUCGCCGCAUGCUUGUCUGGCUGCUACCCGGAUCUUCAUCUCUAGCAUGAAGCCACCGCAAGCGCAGCUCUUCUUGAGUGUCGUCUUGCUAGACGCGAUUAGAGAGGACAUCCGCCAAAACAAGAAGCUUAAUGUGCAUUACUUCGAUGCCCUUCGACGAGCCAUGUACAAGCCUGGCGCGUUUUUCAAGGGUCUUAUAUUCCCCAUGCUUGAUCAAGGCUGUUCUCUCAAAGAAGCUGCUAUUAUCGCUUCUGUGCUUGCACGAACGAAAAUACCCGUGCUCCAUGCUUCAGCUGCCUUGAUUCGGAUAGCCGAGAUGGAUUACUCCGGACCCAAUUCUCUGUUCAUUCGUGUGCUCAUCGAUAAAAAGUUCGAACUGCCGUACAAAGUGGUCGACGCGCUGGUGUUCCACUUUAUACGGCUCUCCAAUACAUACAAAGCCAAGACACGGGCUGAUUCGGACAAACUUCCGGUCUUAUGGCACCAGAGCUUGCUUGUAUUUGCUCAAAGGUGGGGCGUCUUGGUCACUCUUCAGAUCUCUGACUCACUUGUGGUCAGGUAUGGCUCAGAUCUGACCCCAGACCAGAAGGACGCCUUAUUGGAUGUCGUGCGCGCCACACCCCACGCUCAGAUUGGCCCUGAAAUCCGGCGCGAGCUUGCGAACUCCGUGCCACGCGGUGCCCCCAGGGGAGAGGAUGGAGAUGUUGAGAUGUCGUAAGACAUUAUGCGCCGUUCAGGAGGAUACUAGUUACUACGGUGCACCUCGAUCACCAUUAGUCGAUCCCAAAGCCCUUGUGUCGUUGACAGGUCGUGUCCCCCGGCAUUUCAUCUCACUGUCAGAAUGAGAGAACUAACUCUGCGUUCAGGGUAGCAGUCACUGUAAGUCGUAUGCUAGCACGGCUCGGUGGACGCGUCUGCCCUUCAGUGCCACCUGUCAAGUCGGGUUGGGCCUGAUUGGGUUACUCGGCCAGCGUGGCUGGUCGCUGUCGCGACUAAGCUAAUAUGUUGACAAGAACUGGACUAAGAAUGGCGACAUUUCCUCCUUAUGUCAGUCCGUCCAGAGCAGCUAGCACGCAGCGGCAGAUGAGGCAUAGGGCGACAUGACAAAUUGUGAUUAUAUUAUAUUACCACCUAUUAAAGGCAUUGUGGCGCAGGGCUGAUCACGUAUUGUCAAUGACCAAAAUGUGUGCGGACGAACAACGUCCACAAUCAUACCCGGUCAGACCCUUGUUGACCCAAAGAACGGUAGCGAGGAUCCGGCCUCAACUGCCUCCGUGAUUCGAGAGCAGCUUGCUGUCGAGAUCCACCACGCGCAACGGACGACGAGCUGAUUGAGAUUCGCAGGAACUGUGCAUCUUACUUCACAUCGCACUGGAUGCUGUGUAAGGCCAAGUCUAUAGAAAUAGCACGAAGUAGCCUCGGGCGCCCGAGCAAACGCAAGACCCUGACUGGACCCUAACCGAAAGAAACGAUGUUCUGAACCACGAGACGGCUCAGUCAUUCUUGGCUUCUCGACGUUAGUCUACGCGAAUCGAACGAAGUAGAUUUAAUUGAACAGCUUUUUU